CAUUUUCUGUAUCAAAACAUUCAUUCUUGGUCAUGAAUAUAUGGAACCAGUCUUAAUGUCAACAAUGUUCAUCGACGAAAUGAAAUUGACAGAGAAUGUUGUGCGAAAUUUCCGUGUUGCUAAAAUAUUUAGAGAAAAUACGGAUAAAAUAACAAGUAUUGACUUUUCUUCGAAUGGUGAAACAUUGAUUUCUAGCAGCGAUGACGAUUCUAUUGUGAUAUAUGACUGUCAAGGAGGAACACCAAAAAGAACAUUGAACAGUAAGAAGUAUGGUGUUGAUUUAAUCAGGUACACACAUGCUGUUAACACAGCCCUACACAGCUCCACAAAAGUUGAUGAUACUAUAAGGUAUUUAUCACUGCAUGACAACAAAUAUAUCCGAUAUUUCCCAGGACACACUAAAAAGGUAGUAUGUCUGAAUAUGUCACCAAUAAAUGACACAUUUUUGUCAGGAUCGUUGGACAAGACCAUUAGAUUGUGGGAUCUCAGAUCACAAAACUGUCAGGGACAGAUGCAUUUACCAGGUCGACCAGUGGCAACCUUUGAUCCUGAAGGUCUCAUCUUUGCAGCUGGUAUAAACUCGGAAUGUGUCAAACUUUAUGAUCUCCGUUCAUUUGACAGGGGUCCAUUUGCAACAUUUAAACUACCACAAGAUAAAGAUUGUGAUUGGACAGGGAUGAAGUUUAGUCCUGAUGGUAAACUGAUAGUAGUAUCAACAAAUGGUCAGGUUAUACGUCUUAUUGAUGCCUUCCAGGGAACUCCUCUACAAACAUUUGUGGGACAUACAAACACAAAAGGUAUACCAUUAGAGGUGUCGUUCAGUCCAGAUUCACAAUUUGUGUUCAGCGGUUCAACAGAUGGCCGUGUACACUGCUGGAAUACAGAAAGUGGAGCUAAGGUUGCAACAAUGAGCUGUGACCAUCCUGGACCAGUACAAUGUGUUGGGUUCAAUCCUAAAUUCAUGAUGCUGUCAACGUCUUGUACAAAUAUGGCAUUUUGGCUACCAUACAUUGAUGAAUGAGAGAGCAUGUAACUACACACACAACGAAACAACUCUAGACAGUGCAAUGGAAAAACAAUCAACAUAUUUGAUGUGUUCAUCGUGACAAUAUGUAGACACAGAAGAUAUAUGCCAUUUUUCUAUGAUAAAAACAUGUGUUUACACAGUUUAAAUACAUAUAGUGUAGUCAACUGUUGUCUGACUGUGUAAGACAUAUAGUGAC
Messenger RNA from Ruditapes philippinarum (Manila clam), 1223 nucleotides. RefSeq names its product WD repeat-containing protein 82-like. Gene Ontology annotation, cellular component: Set1C/COMPASS complex. The transcript is spliced from 8 exons. Gene Ontology annotation, molecular function: chromatin binding; protein binding. The record is from RefSeq and is a predicted model, not a curated record. The coding region runs from base 41 to 1021 and encodes 326 amino acids. NCBI's taxonomy places the organism in Eukaryota, Metazoa, Mollusca, Bivalvia, Venerida, Veneridae.